Molecule: messenger RNA, 2786 nt
Organism: Magnolia sinica
Lineage: Eukaryota; Viridiplantae; Streptophyta; Magnoliopsida; Magnoliales; Magnoliaceae
Product: serine/threonine-protein kinase AGC1-7-like
Exons: 4
Coding region: 448-2067 (539 amino acids)
Biological process (GO): protein phosphorylation
Cellular component (GO): nucleus; plasma membrane; cytoplasm
Molecular function (GO): protein serine/threonine kinase activity; ATP binding
Source: RefSeq, a predicted model, not a curated record
UAUGGAUUUUCUUCAUUCCUUCUCUUCUUCACCAGUGAUCGCUCUCCUCAACGCUUCUCUCUCCCACCAGCAAGAAAUCUCGAAAGCUUUCGAAAACAAAAAUCCAUCCAAAUCCCUUGAUGGGUUCCGUAGGGAAGAACCCUUUAAUCAAAUCCCAGAUGGGAUUUCCGUCCUACGCUUUUCUAUCUCGAGAUUUCUGGAUUGUAAUGUAUGGAAGAUGAAGAAGAAGAAAAUUCUUGGUUUUGUUCAGUGUAUGAGAAAUGACUUGGAGAUGGGCAAAAGAUGCUCAAUUGCUUGCUUUUCGUCAGUUCAUAUGGAAAAUAAUCGUUAUCGAAUUCUGUCCUUGGAAAUUUUCAAUAAAUUCGAACAAAGAAGUUGUUUUGAAGAUUGCUGCCUCGACACAAUUGAAGCACACCGGGAGCUGCAAAUAUUUUGAGACCUUUCAAGAUGAGCAGGAUUUUAUCAGAAAAGGCACGGCAAGAACACAAAAAGAUGGAACCAAUUGAUAGAAGCACUAAUUCGAAUAGCAACCAGGAUCCAUGCCCAAGAAAGGUUACAAAUUCAGAAACAACAACUACAGUGUCGACAACAAUGACAGGAACAAAGAUGAGCGAUGAGAAUAUCAGUGAUGCCCGUCCAAAGACAAGUGAUGCAAAGAUCAGCGAUGCCCGCACGAAGACAAGCGAUGCAAAGAUCAGCGAUGCCCGCACAAAAACAAGUGAUACAAAGAUCAGUGAUUCCUGUGCCAGCCUUGGCCGAGGGAGCUACAGUAGCAUCCAUAGUGACAGCUUGGACAGCUCCACUUCUGCCCCCCUCAAGCCCCACACUGGCGGAGAUGGUCGUUGGGAGGCCAUUCAACUGGCUACUUCUAGAGAGUCCCCGCUCGGCCUCAGCCAUUUCAGGCUCCUCAAGCGGAUAGGUUACGGCGACAUUGGCAGUGUUUAUCUUGUUGAACUCAGAGGGACCAAUGCCUUCUUUGCCAUGAAAGUGAUGGACAAGGCCUCACUUGCUAGUCGAAAUAAACUACUUCGAUCCCAAACGGAAAGAGAGAUUCUUGGUCUCCUUGAUCACCCCUUCUUGCCUACAUUAUACUCUUAUUUCGAGACUGACAAGUUCUAUUGCCUGGUCAUGGAGUUUUGUAGUGGGGGUAAUCUCCAUUCUCUUCGGCAGAAGCAGCCCAACAAGUAUUUCUCUGAAACUGCUGCCAGAUUUUACGCUUCAGAGAUUUUACUUGCUAUCGAGUAUUUGCAUAUGCUGGGAAUAGUAUAUAGAGACCUGAAGCCAGAAAAUGUUCUGGUGAGGGAGGAAGGCCACAUCAUGCUAUCUGACUUUGACCUUUCACUACGCUGCUCUGUCAACCCUACACUUGUCAAGUCAUCGUCUGUCAAUGUAGGCACUGGUGGCAUACUUGAUAAUGACUUCGCUGUGGGCGGCUGCAUCCACCCAUCUUCAUUUUUCCCACGCAUUCUACCAAAGAAGAACCGCAAAUCCAAAAUGGAUUACGGUCUAUUCGCCGGUGGAGGCCUCCCAGAACUGAUGGCGGAGCCAACACACGCGAGAUCCAUGUCAUUCGUUGGCACCCAUGAGUAUUUGGCUCCAGAGAUCAUACGUGGAGAGGGUCAUGGCAGUGCGGUGGAUUGGUGGACGUUCGGCAUCUUCCUAUACGAGCUACUGCAUGGGAUUACUCCUUUUAAGGGUCAAGGCAACCGAGCCACUCUCUAUAACGUGGUGGGUCAGUCGCUCAAGUUCCCAGACGCACCAGCUGUGAGUCUAGUUGCUCGAGACCUCAUUCGUGGUCUCCUAGUUAAGGACCCACAAAGGCGGCUCGCCUACAGAAGGGGUGCCACGGAGAUAAAACAGCACCCAUUCUUCGAGGGCGUGAACUGGGCAUUGGUGAGGAGUGGCAUGCCGCCUCACAUACCUGAGCCUGUAGAUUUCAGGCAGUUUGCUGUUCCUAGUAAAGAAGUGCCGCAUGCUGACAAAAAGGUGGUAGAAAAUGGCAGUGCUGGUGGUGGGAAUAAGAAGAGUUCAAAUGACCCUUCUUAUCUGGAUUUCGAGUAUUUUUAGGAAAAGGGGCAGCUAAUCUUAUGUUUGCAUGCAUCUUUAGGAGUUUUGGAGAUUUUUGUGGUGUUUGUUUAUCUUAGUUUGUUUUGUACAUUUCGGAUGGUAACUGAGAUGAAAGGUUGUGAUGGCAAAUCAAUGGAGAGGAGAUUUUGGUAGGCCAGGUCCCAUCUCCCUAUGUAAGGUUAGAGAAUAAAUGUUGCAUUUGCAUGGAGGGGAGAUUUCAUGUGAGAAAUGGUUCUGCAGGAUCUAUACUAGCUGUAUAUGGCUAUCUAUCUUACACUGAUAUGUUAGUCUUUUUUGUAAAUGAGAAAAUGUUAUUAAUCUAUUGAAUAAAAUUUCCCUAAAUGGAGUUUUUGUUUUUUUUGGUACCACUCUUCCAUGGAUGAGUGGAGAUUUAGGGUCGUUUGGCAUCUCUACUAAUAAGAGCUUAUUUGUUUAUUCUAAAAAAUAAGCUCUUAUUUUUAAAAUAGAUUGUUUGGUAAAGUUUUAAUUUUAGAGUUUAUUCUUUUAGAAAUUAGCCAAAAAGUUUUUAAAAAAUAAGUUAUAGGGUGAUCACCUUUUCUUUUAAAGCUUAUUUAGCUUAUGCUAGUACACAUUUUUAGUUAAUUUUCGAUAAGUUUAUCUUUAAACUUUUUAAGUAAUUCUUAUCUUACCCUCCUUUCUUCUCUUUAUAAUCUCUCUAACUUGGACCCACAUGAUGAGCAACCCAUAUUGAAGGUGAG